Protobothrops mucrosquamatus (brown spotted pit viper) is the source of this 1227-nucleotide messenger RNA. RefSeq names its product zinc finger protein RFP-like. The record is from RefSeq and is a predicted model, not a curated record. NCBI's taxonomy places the organism in Eukaryota, Metazoa, Chordata, Lepidosauria, Squamata, Viperidae. Gene Ontology annotation, molecular function: zinc ion binding. The transcript is spliced from 10 exons. Bases 1 to 1227 code for a protein of 408 amino acids.
AUGGCAGCCGCAGCGUCCUUGCAGUAUUUCCUGGAAGAAGCCACCUGCUCCAUCUGCCUGGAGUAUUUCCAGGACCCCGUGCUCAUCCCGGAGUGCGGCCACAACUUCUGCCGGGGCUGCCUGACCCGCAGUUGGGGGUCGUCGGAAUGGAACGCUUCCUGUCCCCAGUGCAGACAGACCUUCAAGCCCCGCAAUAUCCUCGCCAACAAUCAGCUGGCGCGGCUGGUGGGAGAGGCCAGGAGAUGCGGAGGCCCUUGGAGCGAGGACGGAGGGAGCUUCUGCCCGAAGCACCGGGAGCCCCUCAAGCUCUUUUGUAAGCACCACGAGACCCUCAUCUGCGUGGUCUGCGACCGAUCCAAAGAGCACAGGGGUCACUGGGUAAUCCCUGCGGAGGAGGCUUUCCAGGAGUACCAGAUUAAGGUUGGGGAUUGCCUGAAAGCUCAGAAAAAGGAGAAAGAAAAAAUAGCUACCUACAAAACAGUCACAGAGCAAACAGUGUGGGAGAUGCUUCAUCUCAUAGAAAAAGAGAAAAAAAAAGUAGUGGCUGAAUUCAGAGAGCUACAACUCUGGCUAAAAGGACAGGAGAAGCUUAUGUUGGCCAGAAUGGAAAAGACGGAGGAGGAGAUUAUGGCAAGAAAAAAGAAGGGUUUGUUCAAGCACAUCAGGGAACUGUGCUAUCUUGACAAUCUCAUCCAGGAGAUAGAAGAGAAGCAUCAGCAGCCAGCCAGCAAACUCUUACAGGACAUUGGAAGCAUCUUGAAGAAGUGGAUUCACAAAAAUGUUAAAGAAUAUCAGGCAAAGAAAAGCUAUGAGAAUCCGGUGAAUUUACUUCUAGAGCUGAAGUGGACAAUCUGGGAUGACAGUGACAUCACUGUGUUUCUGAAAAGCGCCCUGAAAAAUUUGAGAGAUACUCUGGAAAGUGGACUUCAACUCCAGGAAGUAAAUGUAAUUCUGGAUCCAGACACAGCCAAUCCUGACUACCUUGACAUCUCCAAAGAUCGAAAAAGCAUUGGGAAAUGGGGAGGGAAAUACAUGGCUCUCUCUCCGUCAGUAUACUCUGAAUUUGUCCUGACUGAGAAGCCCACAAGGAUCUGCAUCUCUAUCAACUGCGAAGUGGGACAAGUGAGCUUUUUUGAUGCCAGGACCGCAGCUCUGCUCUAUAUAUUCUUGGAUGCUUCCUUGUUAGGUGGCCUUGUAAAUGAAAGGAAUGGGUCAAUCAGUCUAUAA